AUGGAUGAACUUUAAAGAGCAAUAUCUAGCAAUUCCUUCGUAUCAUUGCAAGUUGUUGAUGAAAAAGAAAAUAAUUACAAAAGUAUAGUGCAUAAAAAGUCUAUCAGUAAAAUCAAGGAAGCAUCCUCAAAUAGUAGAUCUCCAACUUACUCAAAUUACAAAAAGUAAAGAGUAAAGAAAGUUAGCAUGAACUAGGCUGAACUAAUAUCACCUAUUAGAGAAAAACAAAAACUAAUAUUAUCAAGAGAUUCGAUCAAUACUCUAGAAACACCUCAUUCAGUAAAUAAGAAACUUAGUAAUUCGAAAAAUGUUGUCAGAGUUGAUAUUCAAAUAAGAUCACAAUCUUUAUUCCAAUCAAGAAGGCAAUCUAGAUAAUUUAAAUAGCUAAAACUGUCUAACGCAGGCAUAAAUAGUUAGCCAUUUAAUGUGGUUGAUUAACAGGUUAGCACUGUCAAAACUAUUCAUAACUCUAAAACCACUAAUAACUAGAUCAAUUUAAACUUAAACAAGAUAAAGCCUGUUAAAGAUGAUUCUUUGACUGGAAAUAAUUUUAUCACAUACAAGCAAAAUAAAGAUCUUGCAUUAGAUUUAAGUCCAGCUUCAGUAAUAAUAUUAGAUAAGACCAUAUAAAAUGAGAGAAUAGAUGUUCAUAUCCCUAAUUAAAUCCCUUAGACAACUAUGAAUAACAAUAAUAAAAAGAGUCUGUUUAAUUGUGCUGACAGUAAUGAUAUGAGUAAGACAGAAAAAAGUCUUUUAGAGGAAUUCAAGAAAUUUUUAUAAAUAUAGUAGGAAAAGCAAGCUUUCGAAAACAAAUAUGAUAGAUAGUCAAGAGAUUGUCUGUCCUCAGAUGGAAGACCCCCACGAGCUCUAAGCAAUAAUGAACGGUCAAGAUCAAUUAAUAGAACAUCAAGUAUGAAACACUGUCUUAAUUGUGUUUAACUGCUUUCUAGAGGACUUUCAACAGCUUUUUGCAAAGAACAUCAAUAUGCAAGAAGCAAAAUUAUGAAAUCUUAAAAAUAAAAUUGA
This is a messenger RNA of Stylonychia lemnae, 1026 nucleotides long. The record is from the annotation of a GenBank genome assembly. Lineage: Eukaryota; Ciliophora; Spirotrichea; Sporadotrichida; Oxytrichidae.